This is a messenger RNA of Perca flavescens (yellow perch), 1354 nucleotides long. RefSeq names its product sialidase-3-like. The record is from RefSeq and is a predicted model, not a curated record. Gene Ontology annotation, cellular component: intracellular membrane-bounded organelle; cytoplasm; membrane. The coding region runs from base 39 to 1175 and encodes 378 amino acids. NCBI's taxonomy places the organism in Eukaryota, Metazoa, Chordata, Actinopteri, Perciformes, Percidae. Gene Ontology annotation, molecular function: exo-alpha-sialidase activity. The transcript has 2 exons. Gene Ontology annotation, biological process: oligosaccharide catabolic process; ganglioside catabolic process.
GUGUCUUCCUUUCUUAUACUGGAUGAUUUUACUCAACAAUGGACAACAAACUAGAGAAAACUGUCUUUGAACAAGAAGUGUACAGGAUUCCUGCUCUCUUCUACGACAGAGACAGAAAACUCCUUAUGGCCUUUGCAGAGAAGCGGAGGACUUCAGAUGAUACCAGCGGACUGGCGCUGGUCUUAAAGUCAGGAACGAUCAACCAGGAUGAAACCACUCAGGAAGUGACAAUUGAGUGGUCAGAGCCAAUCUCUGAACUGGUGAAGGCACGCCUUGAUGGACACCGUCCGAUGAACCCAUGCCCGGUUUAUGAGAAGACCAGCAAAACACUUUUCCUGUUUUUCAUAUGUGUUGAAGGAACUGUCUCAGAGCAGCAGCAGAUAGCUUCGGGCUGCAACAAGGCUCGUCUCUGCUAUGUUACAACUAAAGAUGCUGGCCAAAGUUGGAGUGACGUGACUGAUUUGACCGAGUCACUUGAUGAAAUCCAACAGUGGGCCACAUUUGCUGUUGGGCCAGGCCAUGGUCUUCAAACAGAGGGUGGUAGAUUGAUUGUACCAGUUUAUGCUUAUGCUUCUGGCUCCUGCUUAUGCUGUUGUAGCACAUGUAAGCCUAUUCCAUAUGCACUCUCCUUGUAUAGUGACGAUAAGGGCGAUACAUGGCAAUUUGGAAAAAUGUUACAAAAUGAGUCAAUUGAAUGUGAAAUGGCAGAGUUUUUUGAUGAUACAGACAACAGCUUCAUCUACUGCAAUGCCCGCAAUAAGGGAUGCUAUCGAGUAGAAGCUGUCAGUAAAAAUAAUGGAGAUGAAUUUACCAAGCUGGGCAGAAAUCUUGUGGAAACAGGUGGAGGCUGUCAGGGAAGUGUGGUCUCCUUUCCAGCUCAGAGUGAAUCUACUAACCAAAGCCAGAGCCCAAACAAGUGGCUGCUCUUCAGCCACCCAAGCGAUAAGUCCAAAAGGGUAAAUCUAGGAGUGUAUCUGAAUACAUCUCCAGGCAGCUCAAAUGCAUGGAGCAAACCCUACAUCAUUUACCGUGGACCCAGUGGUUACUCCGACCUGGCUUACAUUGAUGACGGUUGGUUUGCAUGUCUUAUGGAGUGUGGGAAGCAUCGUGAAACUGAACAGAUAGCCAUUAAGGUUUUUGACUACAAAGACAUCAAGCAGGGCAUUGGAGAGUAAAAAUAAUUGCUUUACUUGACAUGACACAUUUUGUGUUCCUCAUAUGAAACCUGUUGUGUAAUACAAGUAAUACUAUUCCACUGAAAUGCUUUUUGACACUGCUGAAUAUAUUUUAAGUGUUGAGUAAUAAUUUACAAUCAAUAUUAUGAUUACUAUCCAUUAAAAUGAUGGAUUGUGAU